AUGACUUCGAGAUUGAGUACAAUAUCUCUGGUCUAUGAUGACGGCAGUACUGACAACCCUAUGAUUCAAUACGUGGACACCUGUCUCAGUGACAAGGAUGCAGCUAAAUAUGUCACUGGAAUUGUGUUCCACUGUUACCUGGCUAAUAGACAUGAAUGUGUGGGUCGUAAGGGAAAGGACACCCUGUACUGUGUUUGCAACGCUACAUAUUGCGAUGACCUAGAUCCUAUUACCAAACAACCCGUUGGAACUAUACUGUCCUACCAGACCAGUCAAAGUGGGGACAGAUUCAAAGAAUCGCAAUUAAAGUUUACCAAACAAAAUGACCACGUUGACGCUGAUCGUGUCGUACUGACCCUGGAGAAAAGUUUUAAGUUCCAAAAGAUAUUUGGUAUAGGUGCCGCGUUUACUGAUGCAGCUGCUAUUAAUAUUGGUAGUUUGCCCAAGGACAUGUCCGAUAGAGUUAUCAAGGACUAUUUCUCAGCAUCUGGUAUUGGGUUCAGUAUGGCUCGCAUACCUAUGGCCGGAUGCGACUUCUCGACCCAUAUAUACACAUACGAUGAUACAAAGGAUGACUAUUCACUUGAACAUUUUACUAUGCCUGAUGAGGAUAUUAAAUACAAGAUUCCGCAAAUUAAAUUAGCUAAAGAGGUGGCUCAACAUGGCCUUAAACUGUUCGGCAGUCCCUGGACUACACCGAAAUGGCUCAAUGACAAAGAGUCAUUUAGUUCAAUGCAGUUCUUAAACGCAUCUAUUGAGCGCGACUUUAUUAAAAAGCACCUUGUACCCGCAUUGACAAAGGCUGGCUAUACAAAGGAUAAAAUGAACUUGAUGGUUUACGAUGAUGGCAGUGAUCAAAAUCCUAUGAUCGAGUACGUGGACACGUGUCUCAGUGACAAGGAUGCUGCUAAAUAUAUCACAGGCAUCGCAUUCCAUUGUUAUCUGUCUACUAGGUAUCCCGGUAUCGAUGCAUUGCACCAGAAGUACCCUGAUGUAUUUACACUAAUGAGUGAAUGUUGUCAAAACUUUCGCAAAAAUACCGAACCCUUCACACCGUCCACUCUGGGCGAGUGGGGACAGGCAACUAAUUAUGCCAAUCAAAUUGUAGAUACUUUUCAUCACUGGGUGAGUGGUUGGGUGGAAUGGAAUUUGGCCCUGGACAUAUUUGGUCACCCUAACAAAGAUUUUAAAAUGGCUGACGCACCCUUGCUCAUUGAUGCUAAAAACAAGGAAUAUUUCAAAAAUCCCAACUUCUAUGCCAUCGGGCACUUUAGCAAGUUUAUAGCACCCGAUUCAGUUAGGGUUGAGCUGACAGCCAGUCAAACUCCGGGAAAUUUCAAGUCUAUUGCUUUUGAAAGACCAGAUAAUUCAGUAGUUAUUGAGUUGGUCAAUAGCGGUGGUAACCCGAUUGAUAUAACUAUCAAUGAUCCAGCUCAUGGC
Messenger RNA from Oppiella nova, 1440 nucleotides. The record is from the annotation of a GenBank genome assembly. NCBI's taxonomy places the organism in Eukaryota, Metazoa, Arthropoda, Arachnida, Sarcoptiformes, Oppiidae.